UACCACUGUGGUCAUCCUCGUCGUUGUUGUUGCCGUUAUCGUUGUUAUUAUUACUAGUACCAUUUCCAUUGAUAAUAUUAGCGUCGUUCCCACUGUCGUCGGUACAGCCAGAGGCCCGCGUGGCCUACUAAAAUGACCGCUCGUCUUCACUCGUUGAGGCACCAAGAGAAGAAAUUGGCUGGCAACGCUCACAGACAGCAUCACCAUCAGCAAUCUCAAAAUCAGCAAAGCGCGCAUCAGGGUGCCAGUCCGGCUGCCAGCCCUAGCCCUAGUCUCAGCCCGAGCCCUAAACACUCGGACGGUCGUCGAGCUAAUAAACCACUAAUGGAAAAGCGACGGCGAGCGAGGAUCAAUCAGUCGUUGGCGGCGCUAAAGGCGCUUAUACUUGACAGCGCCCGACUAGAGAACACGAAGCAUAGCAAACUCGAGAAAGCUGACAUUUUGGAGUUAACGGUUCGGCAUUUGCAAAGGCAGCGAUCUCUUGCUCAGCCAGGUUUAUCGAGAUACAAGGCCGGCUAUCAAGAUUGCUCUAGGGAGGUGAGCCGGUACCUCGAUGCCCCGGACAUAAUCACGGGGAACACGACACCCAUGGACCCGGCGGUGAAACAGAGGUUACUGAGACAUUUGGACAGUUGCGUGUCAGAAUUGGACUUGGACCUAGGUUCGAGGCCGGAUAGCGGAUUAGGCAGCAGUCCCGGAAGCGUGACGGAUCGAGUGACGGGUGCGGGCAGCCCCGGCCCGUUAGACCAUCACGUACCAUCGGUCGCGCGUCGUAGUACCUCGCUAAAUCCGGCUGGCUCGAUAAAAGCCGAAAUUCCGGAUAUCGAACCAGCCAGACCGGAUAGCAGUACUACCGCCGGCGAUGAAAACAACAAUAAUAGCAGCGGCGGUAGCAAUAGCAAUAAUGGGCCAAGUACCGCGUUUGGUCAGGUUAACGGCAACCUUGACUCCCAUCUCCAUCCUCCCUCCGUUCCCGCUCCGUCCGGCAUACCGGUCAUCGAUCAGGCUUCCAGUUCUCAGCAGAAUCCGAACAUGCUGUCGGUGGUGCAGGUGAUACCCUCCAGGUUACCCGACGGUCAAGUGGUUUUCCUGCUUCCCAGUCAUUACGUUCAAUUGGCGGCCGCCNNNNCGGCCGCCGCCGCCGCGAACGGCAUCAACAUCGGCCCGAAUCCACCGACGGCCGUGUGGGCCGCGACCAACAUGUCCUUUCUGAAGGCGACGGACAAGUUGGCGAAACGGCACCACGAGGACGCGCAAGAAUGGCAGGACGCGGUUUCCGUGGCCGCGAACGGCACCGCCGCCAUUGCCGUUACCGCUACAGCUACUGCUACCGCUGCCGCUACCACGUCCGUCAACGCUUCCGUUUCCGCUUCCAUUUCCGCAUCCGCCCCCGUUUCCACCUUCGUCGCCGCCAAUGUUCUGUCCGGCUCGAGAUCCAAUAAGAGUCCGAAGCUCGAGCAAACGGAGCAACCUCUCGAUUUCACCACUACCUCCAAGAAGCUGAAAAGCGGUACGAAGAGCACGGUGCCUGUUCUUCAGCACCACCACCUCCAUCAUCACCAGCCCCAGCAGCAGUUUACCGCCAGCAAUUUAUCGAUGGAAGGAUCGAUCGCGCACGAAGAGAGAUCCUUUCAUCGAGCGAACAGCGAAUUCGUAACAGGAAUUCACUCGCCGUCUCCCCUUCCUCAGCAGCCGAUGAAGGACGAAGAAGGAAUGUGGAGGCCUUGGUAAACUGCUCCCCGCCGACGAUCGCUACACGGAAGUAUUCGUACGCGUCAGUGCUGGUGAACUGGUGCACUCGUGUCAUAUGUGUCGAUCAGUUUCGCGUGAUUCUUCGCGCGAAAGAAAGGGAUUGUGUCGAGCACGAUGACGCGCCGACGGAUUAUCGACGUUCACGAGCCGAGACCGAACGAUUCGUGCUUCGAAAUAAUUACCGAUCGGUUCCUUCGAGCGCGGAACAGUGCGCGGAGACGAGAACAACCGAAUAAUAUAAAUUAUCCGAAAUGUUAGAAAUUGAACAAACGUUAUUCGUUUAAAAUGUUAAAAAGUAACGAUGUAAGUACGUACAUGUAUAUGAUAAAGAUUUAGCACGCGUAGAAUGCGAGCAACGAGAAA
This is a messenger RNA of Megachile rotundata (alfalfa leafcutting bee), 2115 nucleotides long. RefSeq names its product bHLH protein similar to Deadpan (gene Sidpn). Gene Ontology annotation, biological process: regulation of DNA-templated transcription. The record is from RefSeq and is a predicted model, not a curated record. Gene Ontology annotation, molecular function: DNA binding; protein dimerization activity. NCBI's taxonomy places the organism in Eukaryota, Metazoa, Arthropoda, Insecta, Hymenoptera, Megachilidae.